Owenia fusiformis is the source of this 3858-nucleotide messenger RNA. The record is from the annotation of a GenBank genome assembly. Lineage: Eukaryota; Metazoa; Annelida; Polychaeta; Sabellida; Oweniidae.
GCUUGGGAAAAAGCUAAACAAGCUCUGAAUGCAUUAGCUGACAAAGAGCCUAGCACUAAUAGUAAUAAUAAUACUGAUGGGGUGAGUGAUAAACCAACAGAAGUGAUGCUCAAACAACAGCAGCUUGGAGGCAUCUACCCACAGUCUCAAUUCAAUGGAUAUGCUCCUUAUGGUGGUCCACCUGGACCAAUAGGACCAAGAAUCCCUGCACCAUAUGGUAUUGAUACACACAGGCCUCCUCCUCCACCACGCGGCCAAUGGGGACCACAUUUCAGACAACAGUCGCCAUUCAGACCUCGUGGUCCCCCUAUGUACAAUGGAUAUGGUCCUAUGCCCCCUGGACCACCACCCCCUGGACCAGAUGAUUUUGAAAACCACAACCAAGGAGGACCUCCUGGCUGGAAUAAAAAUAAACAGCAUCCAAAUAGUGCUGGCAUCAGAUUCAGUUUACCAUCAAAACGACCAGUUCAAUCUACCAAUGCAAUAGAAGAGUAUGGUCAGAAUCAGACUCAGAAGAAGCCUAACCAGAAACCCCCACAACCACCCAAGCCCACUCCAUAUAAACCUGGGGAGAAUGAUGAUGAAGAUGAUGAUACUGGUCCUUCAGCUAAACAAUCUGAACAGAAAAGAAAUGAUGAAGAUACUGCUAAUGCAAUGGCACAGCCAUGGUCUGAUAGUUUAAAGCGUUAUGUUUCCCGUUGUUUUGCUGGAGCGACCAAUGAUAAGCAGAAAGAUAUAAUAGAGAAGCUUCUUAAAGACAAAUUAACUCAGAUAUUUAAAGAUGGAACAUCGGAGACUGUUAACUGGGACCUUCAGCCACUGCUUUUUGGUGGCAAACAAAUAUCACAACCCCAGCAGCCAAUGGAAUUCACACCUGGUCCAGGUCUUGGGCGUGGAUUGAGUCCCCAGGGACGAGGUCUGGGAUCAGGUCGAGGACGAGGAAGACGUGGUCGAGGAAGGUGGGAAGACGGAGACAAUCCCAAUUUUAUGCCUUUCAAUAAUCGCUUCAAUCCAUCACCUAGACGAUCAAGAACCCCACCCUCUCGAAGCAGAAGAGAUAGACAUCGUAGAAGCAGGUCACGGUCUGAUUCAAGGUCGCGAUCCAGGUCAAGGUCACCAUACAGAAGGAGAGAGAGACAUAGGAGUAGAAGAUACAGUGAAAGUAGUAGCAGUAGCAGCGAUAAUUCAGAGAUAUCUAGGAAUUCUCAUGCCUCACAUGAUUCUGAUCGCAAACGAUCUCGCAAUAAUGAACGCCACAAGCCAGAUUGGCAUGAUAAACAGAAGGGGCGUGGUCGUGGAAGAGGGAGGGGUCGAGGUAGAGGAGACACCCCUAAAGAGAAAGGUGACAACCCUAAUUAUAUCCCUCUGGGAACUGGCAAUGAGAGUAAUAACCUGAAGAAUAGACUUGGAAAGAAGAAGAAAAAUAAAAAAGGAGAAGACCUUAUAAUGUAUGUAGAUGAUGUAGACAAGGCAGCUAAACUUCAGUCCAGAAUGGCGCGGUUUGGGGACCAACUGGGCUCUAACUCAAGGACACCAAAAAUUAACAUUAACAACUAUAAUGAUGAGGACUCUAUGGAUGUCGACUAUGGGGACUUUUUUGACAUUGUGGGAACAUGUACAGAUCUUGAAAAGAGAUAUCUCCGUCUAACAGCAGCACCAGAUCCAUCCACUGUACGACCUGUUGAUAUUCUACGGAAGUCCCUAGUGAUGGUACAGACCCAUUGGAAACAAAAUGGCAACUACCACUAUGCUUGCGAGCAACUGAAGGCUAUAAGGCAGGAUCUUACUGUGCAAUGUAUAAGGAAUGACUUUACUAUAGAGGUCUAUGAGGUGCAUGCUAGAAUUGCCCUGGAAAAGGGCGACCAUGAGGAAUACAACCAGUGCCAAACACAGCUUAAAUGUCUAUACAUGGAUGAGGGGAGGAACAGGAAACACAUGCAUGAGUUUAUAGCUUAUAGAAUACUCUACUAUAUAUUCACUAAAAAUACACUAGACCUGACCACAGUUCUUGCAUCUUUAACUCCGGAGAUGAAAGAACAUGAAUGUGUCGCCCAUGCUUUGAAACUACGUUCAGCCUGGGGCUUAGGGAAUUACCACAAGUUCUUCAAGCUCUACAACAAUGCCCCUCUUAUGGCAGGUUUCCUCAUUGACUGGUUUGUUGAUAGGGAAAGGAAACAGGCCCUUAAACUUAUUGUCAAGUCAUUCCGUCCAUCUUUGUCAGUUGAUGAGCUCCAGCGCACAUUGGGCUUCUCAGACGCUGAAUUAUGUAAGACGUUCCUCAAGGAGCAAAAUGUUGUCUUCACUCCCUCAGAUAAUAACAAGGUCGAUUGUAAAGCCAGUAUGUCCACAGUGGGGACAGCAUAGUCCUCUUGUGGUAUACAUCGACCUUUUGUGUCUUCAUAUCCCAAAGGCCAGUAUUUCCAUAUGUAGUCCAAGAAUCAUCUUCUCUCACAAGCCAUGGUGUAUCGGAAGCAAUGGUAGUCAUUUGCAGGCCAUAAUGUUUGGAUGUAAACAUCACAUAUUCUUCUUCAAAAAGCUCCUUCCAAUCAUCUCCAGUCUGUAAUCAUGUCUUAAGUGCCAUCAAAGACUUAUCUUUAUGUGGUAGUAAAAGUGAUGUCUUUUCAACCUUGAUCUCCAAAGUUCAAGAUGCACUGGGUUAUUAUGCAGUUGAAUCUUUUGUACCAUUCCAAUAAAAUCGAUAUAAACAAUUUAGUAAAUCUGCCAUUAUACGGAUCAUAGACACUUGAUCUGAGGAAAUUUGAAAAUCAAUGGAGUGAUACGUUCUCUGGAUCUAAACUUUACAAAAGCUGCUGAGUAAGCAUUUAAUUUAACAGGACUAAAUACGACAAGGGACGUUGGAAAAGUAUAGGACUCUCCACUAAUUAUUACAGACUAUAGGAAAUCAAAAAAUCAACUGAAUUUUAUAGGGAGUAAAUAAGAGUAAGUAAUUCGACCGUUGAAUCAAAUAAAAUAUCUGAGAGAUUGAAAAUGGACUGAUAUCGACAACAAAUGGACAUGUGAUAUUUAUUUAUUUAAAAGUAAGCUGGAGAUGCAUGUUAUACAUAAAGGAUAUGAAGGUGAAGAACAUUGAGAUAGAAUAUUAAUUGGAUUAGGAAAUUUUGAAAAUGCCGAAAGAAUAUUUGACAUUAAAUCUUGAGAAUACCUCAAUAAUGUUGACAUUAAAUAGGUCAGAUAAGUGUAUGUUGAUUUUCAACUUCAGAGGAAAUGAUGUUAAAUGAUAUUUAUUUAUGAACUCAAUCAUUCAAGAAAUAAUCACAAUCAUAUCAAAUGAAGUCCAAUUGGAAAACUAAUUCAGCGAUUUUUGAUGAAAUACACACAUCAAGUACAGAAUCAAAGCACCAAAAGAUUGGAAGUCCUCAAGGAAGAGAAUUGGAAAUAAGUUAAAGUACAAAAGAAGGAAUACCCAUUUACGAAAGUGAAGUUGAUCUCAUCAUCAUGAUGUCUCAUCUCGUUAUAAUGAUGUCAUCUCUACCUUUGAAUCAGUUUGCUGAUGUCUAGUCUCGUUAUAAUGAUGUCAUCACUACCUUUAUAUCGGUUUGCUGAUUCUCUACAUUGAGUCAACUAUAGUCCUUAGAGAAAGUUUUCACCUCAUGUAAAGUGCUUUACAAUAUUUCUUUGAAUCAAUCAAUGUCAUCUAUCUUCCUAAGUUCUCUGUUCUGCCCUGUUGUAAAUGAUGUCUGGUCUCUAUAGCAAUUUGAGACACAAGAAGAGUAAAAUCCAACCUUGGUCCUGGUUCAGCUUUUAACCGUCUUGAUAGAGAAAGAUUGAUCUCCCAAGAGAGGCGUUGAGUUGAUGUACCACCCCCAUCCCAGUCAAAGGUCUCAAGGUUCAAGAAGG